UGGCCAUCGUCCAUGCAAUCAAGAAGUCCAUAUGCAUGUCCAUAUGCAAUCAAGUGGCGUUGCUAUGUCCAUAUGCAACCCGUCACUGUUCUUACUGAACAUUGCACCCUGCAAUACCUGAAGACACAACCCCAUCUCACCCCUAGACAGGCUCGAUGGAUGGAGUAUCUAGAGCACUGCGUCACCUCCUGCUACGCGAGCAUCAUGACCAGAAUGCACACUUUGGAGUGGACAAGACACUUGCAGCCAUCUCUGCAAACUUCUUCUGGCCCCAAGCUUUCUCAUGACGUCCGCUCCUAUGUACACAGCUCUCACAUGUGUCAGUGCAACAAAGCUCGCAACACAGCUCCAUACUGCUUGCUACACCCCUUGGAAAUUCCUCAAGUUCCUUGGAGUCAUGUCGCACUCGACUUCAUCACCGAUGCCCCUCGCACCUCCUCCCAUUACAACGCUAUCCUCACUGUAGUUGACAAGCUCAGAAAGAUGGCUCACUUCCUCCCUACCUCCACUACUGUGACUGCUGAACAUGUAGCUGAUCUCUUCUUCAAAGAAGUGGUACGUCUUCAUGGAAUUCCUGCGUCCUAAUCAAUGACUGUGAUUCCCGAUUUGUUG
Molecule: messenger RNA, 612 nt
Organism: Closterium sp. NIES-67
Lineage: Eukaryota; Viridiplantae; Streptophyta; Zygnematophyceae; Desmidiales; Closteriaceae
Source: the annotation of a GenBank genome assembly